Halichondria panicea is the source of this 1487-nucleotide messenger RNA. RefSeq lists its product as uncharacterized. The coding region runs from base 130 to 1368 and encodes 412 amino acids. The record is from RefSeq and is a predicted model, not a curated record. Gene Ontology annotation, cellular component: plasma membrane. The transcript has 5 exons. Gene Ontology annotation, biological process: non-canonical Wnt signaling pathway; canonical Wnt signaling pathway. Gene Ontology annotation, molecular function: Wnt-protein binding; Wnt receptor activity. Lineage: Eukaryota; Metazoa; Porifera; Demospongiae; Suberitida; Halichondriidae.
UAGUAUUACAUGCAUCCAAUAGAUGCAAAGUCUUUAAAAGCAUGCAGGAAACACUUUGCAUGCAAACAAGUCACAAGCUAAAAGCUAUAUAGACUUAUAAGUGAAACACAACGUCUGCCUCCUUAAAAUAUGAGAGCUAGUCGUGUGACUAUGAUACUUCUGGCGGUGGUGGCGGUGGGCUCGAGUCUGAGCCGCUCAAGAGUCAUUGAAGACAGUAACAGUAAGGCUGAGUGCAAGAGUAUCGAGGAGAUUCCAAUGUGUGCAGGACUUGGCUAUGAAGCAUUUGCGCUACCAAACAUCCUCAAACAAGACAGCAUAAGCCAGAUCAAUACCGAGCUAAGCGCUCUGAUUGGUGCGACUCAAUGUUCCAACGCUUUGGUCUACUUCUUAUGUUCUCUGUACGCUCCUUUUUGCUUUAACAUGCACUUUAACGGUGAAAAUGUUGCACAAACCUUAUCCCCCUGCCGAAACCUGUGCUUGUAUGUCAGAGAGGGGUGCAUCGAUGAUAUACAGAGGCUGGAGCUCAGCCACUUGAACUGUGCCGAAUAUCCAGAUGGUGGCCUGUGCUUUGGUCCUUCAAAUUUUUCAAUUUUUGACCCAAUUGAAGUUCACACCAAAGAAGAGACAAUCUGUGACUACGAAGUAACCGAGAUACAGACCACCAGUGCAGCAAUAAUUUCCAGCAACACUACACCCCAGGAUGCCAUAACUUGCAUCCCUGCAGUGCUCCACAUAACUGUCGGGGAAACCAUUCAACUGACAGGCCUAAAACCCGAGACUAGGUACAUCUGCACUAUUCAGCAGGGAGAGCACACGUGCACAGUGGAGUUGACCACUCUACCACUACUAAGUAUACAGCUGAUCAACAGUACUCCGGAUGUGUACAACAAUUCUAUUCACUUGGAGUUUGAGACCAACCGAGCCGUGGCCACACUACAAUGCCAGCUGCUCCCCAUAGACAAUAAAAUAAAUUGCAGUGGCGGGACAGUGGACUUUGAAGGGGUGGACCCUGGUCAUCACACGAUACGGAUACUUGCUGAGAACAGUGCAGAUGACAGAGCCACCAUUAGAGUGCGUGCGAGGGUGUUAAAACCUGGCCAUUGCACUGUGACUCUCAUUAACCAACAGUGGGCGUUGGAGGAGGGUGUGCUGACCGUAUGGUUCAAGGGACACCCAAAACAGGAUAGCUUCGAUUGUAAAGUGGCAGACGAGUUUGAGUGCCAUGUCCACACAGAUACAGCUGACCCUCCAUCUUUGACUGCAACAAUAGCAUUAACCGAAGGGACCCACACAAUACAAAUUUCUCCUAAGAAGUCGGGAAACGAAUGUACUAGAAGAUACCCACGAAAAAUAACUGUGACUGUGUAGCUCCAUAAUUAAGUGUAUAUACGACACAAAACCAAAUUUCUGAAAAUAUUGUUUGAAUUGUGAUUAUAAUAAUUAUUAUGUCCAUUAUAAAACUGUGCUAUAACAAGUUUUGUGCUCAG